AUGACCGAUGCGACCAAAUCUUCGUCGACAAUUACGCCGACAACAUCGACGUCGUCUUCCAUCGGUCCGUCGAUUCAUUCCAGGAUGCCUGCCUUGCAUGCAUUUGAUCCUCGGACGACCACUUGGGAACGUUAUAGAGAUCGCAUGUGUUUUUACUUCAAGGCCAACCAGACAGUCCACGAUGAUGACAAGAAAUCUUUGUUUUUGUGGUCUGUAGGUGAUGCGACGUAUCAUUUGCUUCAAUCGUUAAUUUCGCCGAAAUCAUUGACAGAUGACACGGUUACUUGGGUGGAUAUUCUUACAACGCUAGACUCUCAUUACGAUACAAAGAAGAAUAUCAUGACGUCCACUUAUGAUUUUUAUUCGUGUCAUCAGAAAGUUGGUCAAUCGUUUGCCGAAUGGAAAGAAGAACUUUGUGACAAAUUGCGUUAUUGCGGAUUUACCACGUCCACGUUGAAAGAUAAACCUCAGGAUCGCGCGUUGCGUGAUGCCUAUGUUAUCGGAAUUCGUAGUCAAAAAAUUCGACAAGCGUUANCGCAACGUAUUGAAAUCGAUGCAUUUUUCAGUUUCUUCUCUCAAUUUAUGAUUCAAUUUAUUUUUAUUUCUCCAUUUUAUUUAUUUAUUAUGUCAUCGAAAUCUUUUCGACGCGAAUUCAUACAAAUAAUUCAAACAUACUGGUAUAAAUGCUUUCGACGACCAAAUCGAGUAACUCAUAUCAAUAGAUUCACUAGAAAUUAA
Adineta ricciae is the source of this 738-nucleotide messenger RNA. Lineage: Eukaryota; Metazoa; Rotifera; Eurotatoria; Adinetida; Adinetidae. The record is from the annotation of a GenBank genome assembly.